Molecule: messenger RNA, 1422 nt
Organism: Didymosphaeria variabile
Lineage: Eukaryota; Fungi; Ascomycota; Dothideomycetes; Pleosporales; Didymosphaeriaceae
Exons: 5
Coding region: 1-1422 (473 amino acids)
Biological process (GO): proton export across plasma membrane; regulation of membrane potential; sodium ion export across plasma membrane
Cellular component (GO): plasma membrane
Molecular function (GO): sodium:proton antiporter activity
Source: RefSeq, a predicted model, not a curated record
AUGCCGAGCUUGGACCUGAGUGAGCUCAACAUCGUCAUUGCGGUGCUGGGCACAUUCAUCGUCUGCUAUGGCUUUAUUUCCAUCAAGAUCAAGCAAGUAUGGUACUUGGGAGAAGCGCCACUCGUCAUCGGGUCCUGCGUCACUUGCACGGACCCCAUCCUGUCCCAGGCAGUGGCCAAAGGACCAUUCUCUGACAAGUACGUGCCGAGAGCACUGCGAGAGCUGAUCUCAUCGGAGGCUGGUGCGAAUGAUGGAUUUGGCUUUCCUUUUCUGCUACUCGCGACGUACCUGAUUCGUCACGCUGAUCUCAAAGGCGUCGAUUUCAAGGAGGGCGUUUCAGCUGCAGCUGAGGGCGUCCAUAGACUUCUUACGCGGGAAGAAGACGUUGGACGUCUCGGUGGUGGCCUACCGAAGGCAUUCGAACAGUGGAUUGUCGAAGGGUGGUUGUACAUCAUCGUCAUGUCUGUCGUCAUUGGCAUCAUCAUCGGCUAUGGUAGCAUGUAUGCUAUCAGAUUCGCCUUGCGCCGAAGGUGGAUCGACUCUGAAAGUUUCCUUCUGUGGCCUAUGGCCAUUGGUCUUUUCACCAUCGGCGUCUGCGGGCUGCUAGGCACGGACGACCUCUUGGCUUGCUUCGUCGCUGGCAAUGCGCUCAACUGGGAUGGAGUCUACUUGGAAGAGGCGGAGAAGCGUCACGAUGAAGUGAACAGCUGCUUCGAUGUCAUCCUCAAUUUUGGCGGCUUCAUGUACAUCGGCGCCAUAAUACCCUGGUCGGAGUUCCAGAUGCCCGAUGUGACUGGCAUUAGUGUCGGCCGCCUCUUCAUCCUCGGCUUUCUCAUCAUGGUCUUUCGACGCAUUCCGGCGAUCUUCAUGACAUACAAGUUAAUGCCGCGGUGCGUCAAAGAUUGGAAGGAAGCUCUGUUCAUGGGGUAUUUUGGCCCAAUAGGAAUCGGUGCCGUCUUCUACGUAGAGCACACACGCCACAUCUUCCCCAAGCCUGGUGAAGCCAAGACCGAAGAGGAAGAGAACCUUGUGGCUGCGAUGGUCCCGGUCGUAUACUGGCUCGUUCUCUUUUCCAUUAUCUUCCACGGCCUCUCCAUCCCUGCGCUCGACGCCUUCUACCGCUACAGGGGCGUGGCUCCAAUUAUCGAGGAAGAACCCACCGAAGUGCGCAUGCUGUCCGUCGCUGAAGCUACCCCGGUCAACUCGUACGCGAACCCCAAGCGCAACUCGGUCAUCGUGCACAACAGGUUCUCACGUCCUAUCUCGGGUGCUACAUUGCAGCGUUGGAAUACGGACGAUAGCGACACAACGCAUGCGGAGUUGAGGGAGGAUGGCAGAUACAUUUCGCCAUAUGCUGAGAAGCCAAAUGAGGAGGCGUUUCCGCCAAGGGCUGGUCACCGGGAGAUCACCUUCCGACAAUGA